Molecule: messenger RNA, 225 nt
Organism: Ostertagia ostertagi
Lineage: Eukaryota; Metazoa; Nematoda; Chromadorea; Rhabditida; Trichostrongylidae
Source: the annotation of a GenBank genome assembly
AUGGCUAUUGUGAAUACAAACUGGAAGAAGGCGAAACGUCUCCCGGCGGUCUUGAAUGGCCAUACGCCAUACUGUAUUGGAAAGGAGCCAGUGGAAAUCCGGAAACUGUGGAUUGAUGAUCUGAACAAAACGAUUUCCUUACCUACUACGACUCCAGCACCGCAAACUAGUAUAAUCACAACACUCCCUCCUGUCCCCACCCCUUCUGAAACCACGACACCGUCA